Messenger RNA from Vicia villosa (hairy vetch), 1209 nucleotides. RefSeq lists its product as uncharacterized. The transcript has a single exon. Bases 1 to 1209 code for a protein of 402 amino acids. Lineage: Eukaryota; Viridiplantae; Streptophyta; Magnoliopsida; Fabales; Fabaceae. Gene Ontology annotation, molecular function: nucleic acid binding; zinc ion binding. The record is from RefSeq and is a predicted model, not a curated record.
AUGAAUCAUGAAGGCAAUGCUCAAGUAAAAGACACAAAAGCUCUGGCUCUCAUCCAGAAGUACGAAGCUUUCAAAAUGGAAGAAAAUGAGUCCAUUGAAACGAUGUUCUCAAGAUUUCAAACUCUGACUGUUGGCCUAAGAGUUCUAAACAAAGUAUACACCAAAGUAGACCAUGUCAAGAAGAUCAUCAUAAGUUCACCCAGAAGAUGGGCACCAAUGGUUACUGCACUCAAAGUUUCAAAAGAUUUGAAAAGUGUAUCUUUAGAAGAACUCAUAAGUGCACUAAGAAGUCACGAGAUAGAAAUUGAUGAACAUGAGCCCCAAAAGACAGGUAAGUCUGUUGCUCUUAAAUCUACUAAAAAUUAUGAAACUAACGCUUUUCAGGUUAGAGAAGAAAGCUCUGAGGACUCUACUUCACAAGAAGAAGAUGAGUUAUCUCUUCUCUCGAGAAGGAUCAACCGGAUGUGGAAGCACAGACAAAAGAAUUUCAGAAACUACAAAAGAUCAGAAGAUAAAGCAGAAUCCUCUAGACAUAAGAAGUCAAACAAAAGAAGUGUCAUCUGCUAUGAAUAUAAAGAACCAGGACACUACAAAAAUGAUUGUCCUAAGCUGCUAAAAGAUAGGUCAAAGAAAAAGUUUGAAAAGAAGAAAGGUUUAAUGGCCACAUGGGAUUAUUCAGAUUCUUUUGAAGAUGAAUCCAGAUCAGAAGAUGAACAUGCCAAUUUAGCUUGUAUGGCUACUACAACAGAUUAUUCUGACACUGAAUCAGAAUCUGAAGAGGUAUUCUCUGAACUUACUAGAUCUGGACUUGUAGAAAGUUUGUCAAAACUUCUUAAAAACUACAGUCAACUCAAAAUCAAAUACAAGAAAAUUGAGAAGAGUCUUGUAUAUGAAAUUAAGGAACUUAAAGUAGAAAAAUAUGAUCUUAAGGAAAAUAAUAUUAAACUCAAAGAAGAUUUACAUAAAGCUCAAAAAAUUUCUGUUUCGGAAACUGCUUCAAGUUCAAAAAAUAUUCUUAAGGAACAUGACUUUAUCUUUCAAAAAUUCAUCUCUAAGAGCAUAGAUAGAAGCAAAAUGGCUUCAAUGAUCUAUGGUGUGAGUGGAAACAACAGAAGAGGAAUUGUAUAUGAAACUCCCGAAGGGAAAGAAACAUACCAACCUAAACCUGCUGAUAAAAUGAAUAUCACAUAUAAACCACUGCAUAAAUAA